CCCCGCUUCUCUUCCACCUCCGCCUCCACUCCCUGCCGCCGCCGCCGCCGCCGCCCCGCUGCCGCCGCGCCGCGAGACGAUCCAAUGGCGCCGUCGUCUAAGCUGUCGAUGGGCAUCAAGAAGGCCUCGCGGUCGCACGCGUACCACCGCCGUGGGCUGUGGGCAAUCAAGGCCAAGCAUGGCGGCGCCUUCCCCAAGGCCGAGAAGCCCGCCGCGGUCGCCGAGCCCAAGUUCUACCCCGCCGACGACGUGAAACCGCGCAAGCCCAGCACCCGCAAGCCGAAGCCUACCAAGCUCAGGUCGUCCAUUACUCCGGGCACCGUGCUCAUCCUGCUCGCCGGGAGGUUCAUGGGGAAGAGAGUCGUGUUCCUCAAGCAGCUCAAAUCUGGCAUGCUCCUUGUUACUGGACCUUUCAAGAUCAACGGUGUCCCAAUCCGCCGUGUGAACCAGACCUACGUCAUUGCAACCUCCACAAAGGUUGAUAUCUCGGGUGUUAACGUGGAGAAGUUUGAUGACGCGUACUUUGCCAGGGACAAGAAGCAGAAGGCAAAGAAGACCGAGGGUGAACUUUUCGAGACAGAGAAGGAGGCGACCAAGGACCUGCCGCAGUUCAAGAAGGACGACCAGAAGACCGUGGAUGCUGAGCUGAUCAAAGCUAUUGAGGCUGUUCCGGAUCUGAAAACCUACCUUGGUGCACGGUUCUCUCUCAGGGAUGGCGACAAGCCCCAUGAGAUGGUUUUCUAGAUUAGUUGGUGCUAGGUGCGAAGCUCAAUAGUCACUUUGCCUGGUCUACCUGAGUGUGCUCCUGAAUUUUGUAUCUGACUGGUGAACCUUUGGUUUCCAUUUGAAUCACUGUCAAAUCUUUAAUGAAGUCAUAUAUUUUGCUGGUUAAUUUAGCGAUCUUUUGCACGACACUACUAUACAUGUAAGCUAUUUGCAAAGUCC
This is a messenger RNA of Setaria italica (foxtail millet), 945 nucleotides long. RefSeq names its product 60S ribosomal protein L6-3. Gene Ontology annotation, molecular function: structural constituent of ribosome; RNA binding. Gene Ontology annotation, cellular component: ribosome; cytosolic large ribosomal subunit. The record is from RefSeq and is a predicted model, not a curated record. NCBI's taxonomy places the organism in Eukaryota, Viridiplantae, Streptophyta, Magnoliopsida, Poales, Poaceae. Gene Ontology annotation, biological process: ribosomal large subunit assembly; cytoplasmic translation. The coding region runs from base 85 to 744 and encodes 219 amino acids. The transcript is spliced from 4 exons.